AUGUCAGAUGAUAAGAUAUGCAAAAGAGUAUCGAGAAGCUUCAUUUCCACUCUUUGUUUUUUUUGUUCAAUAUCUGUGCCAACAAGAUGCUGGUUGACUGAAGAUCAUUGCAUAACUUCUUUUACCAGCAACGGUGCAACAUACGUAGUAGAUAAAACCAAUGCAAUGAUAAGAGAUCAUCUUGAUAGUCCUUACACAAGCAGUACUGUUAGCAUAAUUUUACGUCAUGAUAAUUUGAAGGUUUUUGAAGCUGUUUAUAAAACUGAAAUAAAUUUCUAG
Clunio marinus is the source of this 279-nucleotide messenger RNA. Lineage: Eukaryota; Metazoa; Arthropoda; Insecta; Diptera; Chironomidae. The record is from the annotation of a GenBank genome assembly.